Manacus vitellinus (golden-collared manakin) is the source of this 1365-nucleotide messenger RNA. RefSeq names its product von Willebrand factor C and EGF domains (gene VWCE). The transcript is spliced from 13 exons. The record is from RefSeq and is a predicted model, not a curated record. Gene Ontology annotation, cellular component: cytoplasm. Gene Ontology annotation, molecular function: calcium ion binding; protein binding. NCBI's taxonomy places the organism in Eukaryota, Metazoa, Chordata, Aves, Passeriformes, Pipridae. Gene Ontology annotation, biological process: cellular response to virus. The coding region runs from base 1 to 1365 and encodes 454 amino acids.
AUGUUGGUGGAGCUGCUCUUCCAGGCUGCCUGUGUGUCCCUGCUCCUCUCCAGUGGCCAGGCCAGGGGGUAUCCCGGGAGGAAGAAGCCGGGAAGCUUUGCCGUGGAGAGCUCCUGCGUCGCUCCCAACCUCUGCCUGUGCCCGGAUGGGGAGCAGGGAAUCACCUGCCCAGAUCCGCCGGGAACGUGCGGGGAGUACGGCUGUGACCUGUCCUGUAACCACGGCGGCUGCCAGGAGGUUGCCCGCGUGUGUCCCGUCGGCUUCUCCAUGGCGGAGACUCCCAACGGCGUCCGCUGCACCGACAUCGACGAGUGCCGGAGCGGGGCCUGCGAGGGGCCGUGCGUGAACACAGAGGGCGGAUUCGUGUGCCAGUGCGGCUCCGGCCGGGAGCUCUCCACGGAUCGGCGCAGCUGCCGCGGCCGCAUGGCCGCUUGCGGACAGUGUCGGAGCUACCGCUGCUCCUGCCGGCCUGGAUACCAACUCCACGGGAACCGGCAUUCCUGCCUGGAUGUGGAUGAAUGUCGGCGGCCGGGAACGCGCCGCUCCUGCCAGCACAGCUGCCACAACAUUCCCGGGAGCUUCCGCUGCUCCUGCCGCCCUGGAUACCGACUCAGCACAGACAGGGUGUCCUGCGAAGGGUAUCCCAAAGCCAUCCUGGCCCCGUCACCCAUCCUGCAAUCCCUGCAGCACCCGCCCACCCUUGUCCUGCUCCCUCCCGGCUCCCACCUGCUCCCGAGGGGCUCCCCCUCUCCCCACAUCCCUGUGGCAGCUCCUGGGACCCAAUUCCCACCCUUUUCUCCAUCCCUGUCUCCCGGUACCUCCAUCCCACCGUCCCCUCGCUGUCGGCACCGCGGGGUUUCCCGGGAGCCCGGCGCUCGCUGGACAGAGCCAGGAUGCCGGAGCUGCACCUGCCAGGAGGGACGAGUCCUGUGUGACGCCGUGAGCUGCUCCAUUCCCUGCUCCCACCCGCUUCCCGCUCCGGCUGGGGGGUGCUGCCCCACCUGCACAGGGUGCCUCCAUGAGGGGGUGGCCAGAGCAGAGGGCGAUGUCUUCUCCCCGUCUGAUGGGAAUUGCUCCGUCUGCAUCUGCUUGGCCGGGAACGUCUCCUGCCUUUUCCCGGAAUGCCCCGCAGGCUCCUGCCCCAGCCCCUGCCAUCCAGCCAAGUGCAGUUUCCAGGGCCGCACGUACGCUCACGGGGCCCGGUUCAGCCCGGACGGGGACGGAUGCACCACCUGUGUCUGCCAGGGCGGGGAGGUGGAAUGUUCCUUCGCUCCCUGUCCCAUCCUGGACUGGAUGAGGAGGGAAGUGCUGGAGUUGGAGUUUGGGGACAAGGAGGACGUGUCCUGCCGGGAUCCCCAGGGAUGA